UAUAUGAAGCUUGGAGAUUUGGACAGCGGGCGCGGGGUCUUUGACGAGAUGGUCACCCGUGAUUUGGUUGUGUGGAAUUCGAUCAUCGCGGGGUUCGCACAGAGUGGUGAUGGUGUUGGGGCGGUAGAAUUGUUCAUGAGGAUGAAGGAGUCUGGUUUCUCAGCCAACCAGGGUACCUUGACCAGUGUCCUCCGGGCGUGCACCGGGAUGGUCAUGCUCGACUUGGGAAGGCAGGUACAUGCUCAUGUGCUCAAGUAUGAGAGGGACUUGAUUCUGCACAAUGCACUUCUGGACAUGUACUGCAAAUGUGGGAGCUUGCAGGAGGCAGACGCCUUGUUCAGCAGAAUGCCUGGUAGGGAUGUGAUCUCAUGGAGCACCAUGGUCUCUGGUUUGGCGCAGAAUGGGAGAAGCGCCGAGGCGCUGAAGGUUUUCAACUUGAUGCAAUCUGAAGGACCUACACCAAACCGUAUAACAAUGGUUGGAGUUCUGUUUGCAUGCAGUCAUGCUGGCUUGGUGGAAGAUGGUUGGUAUUACUUUAGGUCCAUGGAGAAGCUCUUUGGCUUUCAGCCUGAGAGGGAGCAUUGCAACUGCAUCGUUGAUCUCCUUGGUCGGGCAGGGAAGCUUGACGAAGCUGUGAAGUUCAUCAGUGAGAUGAAAUUUGAGCCGGACUCGGUCAUAUGGAGAACUCUUCUUGGGGCAUGCAGAAUGCACAAAAACGCUAACCUUGCAGCAUAUGCAGCAAGGGAGAUCCUUAAACUUGAGCCGGAAGACCAAGGUGCACGCAUAUUGUUGUCAAAUACAUAUGCUGAUUUGCGACAAUGGUUAGAUGCCGAGAAGUCAUGGAAGGUGAUGAGAAACCAAGGGGCCAAAAAAGAGCCUGGGCUCAGCUGGAUCGAGCUGGGGAAACAAGUCCAUGUGUUCAUUGCUGGUGAAUUGUCACACCCAUGCUCAGCUGGCAUAGUUCAGGAACUGAACCGACUAAUCAGGCGGGUCACUGACCUCGGUUAUGUCCCGCUGACAGAGUUUGUGCUGCAGGAUCUUGAGAGUGAGCAGAAGGAAGAUCUGCUGAAAUAUCACAGCGAGAAACUGGCUGUUGCAUUUGCAAUGAUGAAUUCAAUGAAGGGGAAGCCUGUAAGGAUCAUGAAGAACCUCAGGAUCUGUGGUGACUGCCACUCAUUCGUGAAGCUCGUCUCCAAGAGUGAAGGCAAGGUGAUCAUAAUCAGGGACCCGGUUCGGUUCCACCAUUUCCAGGAUGGAGUUUGCUCAUGUGGCGACUAUUGGUAGAGAAGGUAACACACACUGGCAAGGCUCCUGUGGCGACUAAUGGCUUGAUCACAAGUUGUUACAGCAUUUUCUUUGCAACUCAGAUGCUUAACCACAUUUAUAUUAGUAUCUUGUGAAAGAAGAGUAAGAGUAGUAAUAUAUACAAUUUUUUUGUGAGCGGGUAGUACUGUAUACCAGUAGUCAAAAGAACAAAGAUAAAGGAGAAAAAAAGGUAAGAAAAGAAAAGGAGAAAGGGAAAGAGGCAAGUGAGCAAAAUAGCGGCCAUAAAGAAGCCCACUGGGCCGUAUCUCUUUCCCAGCUCAUCCGCCUCACCCAAGAGCACGCAAAGCCGAAACAGAACAGGAAAGAAACGCGCCCAGGAGGAAUUCCGGCGUUCUCCUCUCGCAAGCCCUAGAAGCCAUGGUCCGUGGAGGCCGCAGGUGACCGCCGCCGGUAGCAAGAGGCGCCAGGAGGAGUGGUGGCGGUUGUUGAGGCGCGGCAAGAUGUCGGUGCGGAUAAAGGCGGUGGUGGACAGGUUCGUGAAGGAGCUCAAGGAGGCGCUGGACGCGGACAUCCAAGACCGCGUCAUGAGGGAGCGCGAGAUGCAGAGCUACAUCGAGGAGCGCGAGCGCGAGGUCGCCGAGCGGGAGGCCGCGUGGAAGGCCGAGCUCUCCCGCCGCGAGGCUGAAAUUGCACGGCAAGAGGCAAGGCUUAAAAUGGAAAGGGAGAAUCUGGAGAAAGAAAAGAGUGUCCUGAUGGGAACUGCUUCGAAUCAGGAUAACCAAGACGGAGCCCUUGAGAUCACAGUUAGCGGUGAGAAGUAUAGGUGCCUGCGCUUCUCCAAGGCGAAGAAGUGAGGCACCGCUGCCUCCUUCCUGUUCCCAAAUAAUCAGGUGAUUGAACGCCACAUGAGAUGAUGCCUGCCUGCCUGCCGAACGAGUGCAGUAACAUGAAUGGCUUCCAAUUAUCAUCACAGUACAGGAGCCAUGUUAGGUCCAGCUUCUGAUUGCCAGCGUCGGUUCACUUCGAAAAAACAAUUAAGGAGGUUGCUUUUCUUUUCUCUUCCCUUCAGAACUCGGGGCUGGAGCUAUCUGUUCUUGUCCCAGUCGAUAAAUUUUUGUUUCCAAUUUUCUGUUCAAGAUUCAGUUGUGCUCCUACAGUUUAAUUAUUUGCAAGUGACCCUGAUUAGCAUCUGGACACUCAAUCAUUGUGCGGGAUUCAUGGAUAAUCUGCACGGGGUCACCAUGUUUAGUGAUAAUAAUUUCUUGUUAA
Molecule: messenger RNA, 2535 nt
Organism: Triticum aestivum (bread wheat)
Lineage: Eukaryota; Viridiplantae; Streptophyta; Magnoliopsida; Poales; Poaceae
Exons: 3
Coding region: 1767-2120 (117 amino acids)
Source: RefSeq, a predicted model, not a curated record